UUAUCUAUAAAUUUUGUGCUUCCUCUUGAAUUUGAAGCAGCAGCCGCAACUUCUCUGUCUAGGGUUCUUCGUCGUCUUUGCGGAUUUCGAUCCUAUUCCCGCUGCUCGCUUGUAGAUCAGCAAAUAUGUUUUCUGCUCAGAACAAGAUCCGCAAGGACAAGGAUGUUGAACCUACUGAGUUCGAGGAGCAAGUUGCUCAGGCUUUGUUUGACCUUGAGAAUACCAACCAGGAGUUGAAAAGUGACCUGAAAGAUCUGUACAUUAAUCAAGCAGUUCACAUGGAUAUCUCUGGAAACCGCAAGGCUGUUGUGGUUUAUGUUCCGUACAGAUUGAGGAAGGCUUUCCGCAAGAUUCAUCUCCGUCUUGUUAGGGAGCUGGAGAAGAAGUUCAGUGGCAAGGAUGUUAUCGUGGUUGCCACCAGAAGAAUCUUGCGUCCUCCGAAGAAGGGCUCUGCUGUCCAAAGGCCACGGACCAGAACUCUCACUGCUGUCCACGAAGCGAUGCUCGAGGAUGUCGCCUACCCUGCUGAGAUUGUCGGAAAGCGCAUCAGGUUUCGUCUUGAUGGCUCCAAGAUCCAGAAGGUCUUUUUGGACGCCAAGGAGAGGAACAACACCGAGUACAAACUCGAGACAAUGGCGGGUGUCUACCGUAAACUCACCGGGAAGGAUGUCGUGUUCGAAUACCCUGUCAAUGAAGCCUGAGGAGAUGAAAUUUUGUUCUGCUUAAAAUUUCUUUCUUUUUUUGGUGGGAUAGAGAGCUGUUAGAUGAAGAAGGGCACUUCCUGGAACAUUCCUUGUUUUCAGUUUGGAUUUUUUAAAGUUAAUUUACAAAGACUACUUCAAUCUCUA
Messenger RNA from Tarenaya hassleriana, 848 nucleotides. Its product is annotated as 40S ribosomal protein S7-3. Gene Ontology annotation, cellular component: ribosome; small-subunit processome; cytosolic small ribosomal subunit. Lineage: Eukaryota; Viridiplantae; Streptophyta; Magnoliopsida; Brassicales; Cleomaceae. The transcript is spliced from 6 exons. Gene Ontology annotation, biological process: rRNA processing; ribosomal small subunit biogenesis; translation. Bases 126 to 701 code for a protein of 191 amino acids. The record is from RefSeq and is a predicted model, not a curated record. Gene Ontology annotation, molecular function: structural constituent of ribosome.